CAGUGAAUUUAUUGUCGCACCGCAGCGCCCCCUGGUGUCCGUCCGUAGGCUCUGCUUCCUCCGGAUUGGCUGAGCGGUUGUCAGGAGUGUUUACAACAAACAUGGCUUCCCUGUCUGUUGGAGAGCCUCAAGAAAUGGAAGUGGACCGAAGGUGCGAGUCCGAGGAGUCUGGUGAUGAUGAGACCAGGAGGAAGAGUAUCAAUGGCGAUGCGGACCCCAAUCAGCCCACUUCCGCAAGUAAAGAAGAGUCUCCUGUUGACAUGGACACUAUAACCUUGGACCCAGAGGAGGAGGAUGUUGAUCUUGUUCAUUGUCGCAUUGGAAAGAUUGAAGGACUAGAGGUGCUACAAAAGGCUAAAACACUCUCCUUACGACAGAAUCUCAUCAAAAAGAUAGAAAACCUUGAAAGUUUGUGCUCACUGCGGGAAUUAGAUCUAUAUGACAAUCAGAUUCGCAAGCUUGAGAACCUGCAAAACCUGACAGAGUUGGAACAGCUUGACGUGUCCUUCAACAUUUUGAGAAAGGUGGAGGGCUUGGAGCAGAUGACUCGUAUGAAGAAACUUUUUCUGCUUCACAAUAAAAUUAGCAGCAUUGCCAACCUUGAAGACCUCACAGGCCUGGAGAUGCUGGAGCUGGGUUCCAAUCGCAUCAGGGUCAUUGAGAAUUUGGAUUCUCUGACAUCAUUGCAAAGUUUGUUUCUUGGUACCAAUAAAAUAACUAAGCUUCAGAAUUUGGAUGCUUUACACAAUCUGUCUGUCCUAAGCAUUCAGAGUAACAGGAUUACUAAAAUUGAGGGUCUACAAAACCUUGUCAACCUGCGAGAGCUCUAUCUCAGUCACAAUGGCAUUGAGGUCAUCGAGGGCUUGGAAAACAACAAAAAGCUGACCACGCUGGACAUUGCAGCAAAUCGAGUAAAGAAAAUUGAAAAUAUCAGCCAUUUGACAGAGCUGCAGGAGUUCUGGAUGAACGAUAACCAGAUAGAUAACUGGUCAGAUCUGGAUGAGCUAAAGAAUGCCAAGACUCUGGAGACGGUGUAUCUUGAGAGAAAUCCGCUGCAGAAGGAUCCCCAGUACCGGCGAAAGAUCAUGCUGGCGUUGCCCAGCGUGCGCCAGAUUGACGCUACCUUUAUCCGCUUCUAAACUGUAGUAUACAACUUCAUGAUUUUGGCCGUUGCCUCCCUCCCUGCCUGCUCCAUCUACAAAAACACAUCAUUUUGAAACGCACUGGCCUCACACAGGUUCAAAGAAGCUACUUCAAACACAAGUAUACAUUCCAGCAUUGAACUCACUCAUUGGUCACUCAACAUACAUGUAUGCAUGUGUGCACCCAUUAACACAUUCAUCUGUGCUGUUGUGUGGAAGCUUGCUUAUUUAUUAAGCUGGAUAUGAACUGUGAAAUAGUAUCAAAAUCUACUCGUCACCCACCCACUUUUUCAUUUUUUGCAUGUUGGACACAGUAUGGAGAUGUGUUCUUUCUUUAGAUCAGCAAAAUAAGAUCAGUCCUGAUGAUCACACUGCUAAAGUUGCACUGCAGAUGUAUGAGAGGAACAUUUUGUUGUUAAACUAUGAUGGGGUUUAUUUACAUUAUUCCUUUUAGUUGUGCAGGAUCAGACUGUUCACACAGAGAACAGUGUUGAUUAAAUGAACAAAUGAACCUCAAUAAUAAAAGGGAAAUCCACACCAGAUUCUAAUUUCCAUAUAGAAAGACAUUAAUGUUCCAUCCUUCAAGUGUUUUAAACUAGGAGCAAACCGUUGCAGUAACAGAAAGAUCUACAGUUUAUCAACAUGGUACUUGCACUCUGUGUUUUUAAAGAAAACAUAUCCUUUACAUUAUAACCAGAUGAGUCAAUUUAUUAAACUGGUCCUCUUUCUGAUAAAGGGCAGGUUGUGAUUUUCCGCAGCCUUGUCUAUUUCUUGCCUGAAUAUUUUACAGAUUGUAGGUCAGUUCUUCUUUACAAGUCACCUCUGCAGUAAAAUAAAGUUAAAGCGAAUGUAAAAUCUUUUAAUGUGUCCAUAAUUAGUUAGUUAGUUAGUUUCUGUAAUCUAACUUUUACUACUUUUUUUUAAUGAGAAGAAUUGAUAGGUUUCAUUUGGUUUGAUUAACUACAGUAAAUGUACAUUCUUUCUGAAGUAAGUUUACCUAGUAAUAAUGGAAAUGGUCAAACAGAAGAUAAUGAAUUAUGUAGGAUAAUUAACAUCAAGAUUUUGACACAGACCGUUUUUAAACUGAGAUGUUAAAUGGUUAGAUGUGUCACUACAUGACAGUCUGACAUUUUCAUUCAGCCUCCAGAGCGGCUUAAAUAGAAAUGUAGGUCUUCAUUGGCUAUAGCUCGACCACAAACAUGGCCACCCUGAACUCAUGUAAAGGGGAAUACCUUUUUUUGUAUAUAAUGCUUCAGUGAGGUUAGUUUACUCCCUGUUAAAUUCAAUAAGUCGAAAUUCUUACUCAGGGAGAAAGGAUACAUGUCAACACAGUAUAGAUGCAUCAGACAUAAUCGGCUUAAGAUAAAUUAAGUGCUCUCUGUACAAUCUAAGAAAAUAAAGUAAAUUAAUUAUUUUCAUUGAGCCUUCCUUAACACCUUGUAAAAGAGUGAUAAUACUGAUUCAUUGUUUGUUAGACAAUAACAGCAUCACAUCCUGUUUUGUAUAACAAAAUAUCUGUACUGUAUUUUUACAUGACAGUGUAAUCUUUACAAAAGAAACAACUUGAUACUAUAGACUAGAAGUCUUUUAAUUCCACUUGGUAAUGUGACCUUUACUAUGAGGUGCAGAAAAUGCAUAAGCCCAUAUUAGCAAAACAUUUAGGACGUUAAAGAUUACUAAUCACUGUUAAUAGGAAUGUGUGUUUAUUUCAUAAUCAAUUUAAGUUACUUUAUGAGUGGCCAGUAUAUUUGAAAAUGUAAUUUUCUGUAUUUGUAAAUAUAGUUUGGACUUCACCUGUAAAGUCAGUGCCAUCAUCACCUCCCUUUUGUAAAGUGAUAUUCUGUUUUUGCUAGGCAGCGGUUUUGUGUGGGAUACUGUAAAGUAACUCAACUUAACCGGUAAUGAGCAGUUAUUGCUGUUAGCUCGUUAGAACUGAAUCUUAAGGUUUGGUUGAUGCUGUUUUCAAACUGAAUGUAUUAUGCAAAUAACAAUAAAAUGACACUACUUAAA
This is a messenger RNA of Betta splendens (Siamese fighting fish), 3152 nucleotides long. It is a transcript of the gene ppp1r7, whose product is annotated as protein phosphatase 1, regulatory (inhibitor) subunit 7. NCBI's taxonomy places the organism in Eukaryota, Metazoa, Chordata, Actinopteri, Anabantiformes, Osphronemidae. Gene Ontology annotation, molecular function: protein binding. The coding region runs from base 102 to 1139 and encodes 345 amino acids. The record is from RefSeq and is a predicted model, not a curated record. The transcript is spliced from 10 exons.